This is a messenger RNA of Culex pipiens pallens (northern house mosquito), 4838 nucleotides long. RefSeq names its product farnesol dehydrogenase-like. The coding region runs from base 3709 to 4452 and encodes 247 amino acids. The record is from RefSeq and is a predicted model, not a curated record. The transcript has 3 exons. NCBI's taxonomy places the organism in Eukaryota, Metazoa, Arthropoda, Insecta, Diptera, Culicidae.
ACCUAUUUUGUUUUAUUUAUGUUAACUAGGCACUUAAAACUUACGCACUACUGUACAGGAGGAUGGCAGAAAUUAUUUCUUAUGUUUUCAUCGAACGUUUAAGUUAGACUUAGAACACUGUAUUUGUUCAUCUAAGAAUCGCAUGUUACGAACGAAAAGUAUGAACUAACUUGAGAAGUUUUGAUCAAGACAAACUGGACUUUGUUUAGUUUGCUUGGGUUAAAGCAGUUAAAGUUGUUGUAUUCUUGUUGACAGUUUUAGAAUUAGUCAACUCAUUGCUGAACUGAAACUUGAGAGUUAGGAACGCAAGUUCAAGGAAACUUGAGUUAAAAACUUUUUUCUAGAAAUAUCCUUUCAAAAAGAUAUUUUUAAAUCUCUUGAAUGUUACAAUUUUUUUAGAAAUAUUUAAUAACUCUGAAAAAAUUGUUUAAACGUGGUUUAAAUCACAUUUGAAAUCAUCUCAUAAAGCGAUUUAAGACAUUGCAAGCAACAAAUCUAGAAUUUUCUCAUCCUCCUGUUGGUAUGCAUGCUUCAGUGUUACUUUUCUUUGAACGUUUGUGACGGAAGAUUAUCUAAAUUAUGAUGACCUGGAAAAUGGUAGGUGUGUAAUUGAGCAUCUCUCCCCUCUUCAGGUUUUUUUUUUGUUUUAUUAUAGAGACUUUACACCAUUGUGCAUUCAUCUCUUCAAGGUGGAUAGUGGAAGAGGAAAGGUUACCGAGUUUUAAAUCACUUGUCUGGCUAUAUUUCAAUAAUUGUUACCAUGCCUUUUUUCUAAAUAUUUCUGUCUAUGUUUCAAAUAUUUAGCGGAAAAUUUUGAUCUUAAAUUAUCAAGUUCUUCAAUUUUAUCUUCGUCCUCUUCUUCCAGGGAUUUAACAGUUAUCUCAUAACACUUAUUCCUAUAAUAUUUUGCUUUUAUGACAUCUUCGUCUUCUUCAUCUGUUGAUUCUUCUUCAGCCAUCUCUCUUCGUUUUGUUGUCAAUUCGUCAUCCGCGUCCAAAUAUGCUUGUAAGCGCUUCCGGGUUUUGCGAGUGUGCUUAGAAAGCACGGUCUCGAAUCCAUCGUUGUCUUCUUCGUCAAUUUGACUCGUUUGUUUUGAAUGUUGGUCUGAUUUACUGUUGUUGCUUUUACUGCUGCUGCUGCUGCUACUUGGCUCAGGUUCAAUCGGUGGUGUACUGCUUUUUUGGUUCACCUUUUUAGUUGAAUCCGCACAUUUUUUUGUUCUUUGCUUUGAGUUUGCAAAGCGAUUUUUUGCCUAUAAUCGUCACUGUUGCAGCACCAUUGUUUACAGUGAUUGAUUUCGGCGCUGGCUGUUUCAGCAACAUCCCACUAUGGGGUUUCAGGCGGCCAUAAAUCGAAAAACCGACAUACUCUAAUUAUUUUUUUGGUAUUUUUUUCGAAAAUAAACAUUCUAACUAAGAAAAAUCCGGAGUUUGAAAGUUGUAGGAUCAAAAUUCACUGAAUUGCAGACCUUCAAAGGCAAAAAUGGUAAGAAAAAACAUGUUUUUUGACAAAAAAAUGAUUAUUUUUCAUAGUUGUACUGUGUAGCUGUUUAUGUAUUUUUUCCUGCAUCAUUAUAUAUAUUCAGAAAGGUAAUUGAUUCAACUUUUCAAUAACAUUUUUCAAAACACACUUUUACACGCUAAAAAAAAAUAAUAAAAAUCAAAAAAGAUGGAUUAUUAUUCAAAAUUUAGUUUUUUUCAACUUUGUUAAUGGAGUCCUUUUUUUGUGUGCAUUUGUGCGAUCUGAAAAUUUUGCAGCCUAAAAUUUGAACCAUGUCCUAACUUGUCUCUAAAUUUCAAAGUGCACUUAUGUGCACUUUUUGAGUUAUGCCAUUUUGAAUAUUUUGAUUCAUGCAGGAAAAUUAAUGAUUUCGCGUAUACGCUUGGUUAAAAGCAUAUUAUUUUACCUGCUGAGGAAGAAAUAAUGUACCUACUAUGCAUGUUUUGAAAUUGAUUUGAUAUUCAUGACUUUGUUGGUACUUAGGUACGUUUAUUAAAAUUAGAAAUUCAUUCAAAGAGAGGUGGAUUUUAACUCAAGAAGAAGGGGAGGGAGAUUGAACGUAAAUCAGAAACUUUAACAUAGCAUAAACCGCCAUUCCGUGCAUCAAAUAGACAGAGCAAGAAUAUUAAAAUUCACCACUUUAAUGCAUGUGGCCUCAAAUAUAUGAAAAAAUCGAAAAUUAAACUUUUUUUUGCAAAAAUAUCAAAAUUCAUUUGUUUUCAUUAUACUAAGUACAAACAACACAAAAAAGUCACAAAAAAGCAAAAAAAUAUUUUUGGCCGCUCGCUUAUAUGGAAAUACCCCAUGGUGCAUCCGCAGGGUCCGAACUCCAUUUGGGAUUCCUGGGAAGAAGUUAAUCCAGCGGUCGUUGGUGAUGGUCAAAAUUUCGCCGUAUUUACUCAUCACUUUUACUACGUCGUCAUUGCUUAUGCCUAGAGGUAGGUCAAGCACACGAACUUCCGUAGCGUUGUUGUCCAGGUAAAUCGGGAUUUUGCAACCCUGAUAUACCAGAGGUUUGUCGAUGAUGGACGAGGCCACUGCUGAGUCGGCGAACUGCAACACGGCUAUUCUUCUUCUAUUGCAUAAUUGCAAUGCUCGCAAGUUUUCUUGGUUUACUUGAAGGUCUGCGAGGAAUUUUUUUACAAGCUUCGGGCCUGGUUGGGUUUGGAGUUGACAAAAAUCCAGAACCACACUGUUUUUGUCUACGGUGCACAUUUUAAAAAAGCGGCGACGCGCACACAAACUGCGGACUGGCGUUGAUAAUGCGACUUGUAAGGUCGGCGGUUACUUUGCAACUCUCUUCAGGCUUUACUUUGAAUGUCGUCGUGCCUUCCGAGCUGGAAUGCUGUAGGAAAGUCACCCUCCUAGUCGGCGUGCUUCCCAGGCUGUUAACUUUUCUACAGGAGCAUUGAUUGUUGAUAUUUACCUUAUAAGUGCGUUGUUUACAGAUGAUUUUAAGUUGCCUUGAUCACCAAGACUUGCCAUGCACUUACUGGUAGAAAAAGUUGUUUUUUUCCAUGACCCACGCAGAGUAUUGGGGCCGCAUUUAAAACGCGGAUUCACGUGACGAUACACUACCUUCCCUUCACUUAUGCAUUUUCGGGAGUUCUGAGAUGUACAGAAAUUAAACACACUUAGAUUUUGUUACCGAAUUUUCAACUGAAAAUUACCGAGCUCGGUAAUGCAGUUCAUUAUUGUCCAUCGUACAACCGAAAUUCGGUAGAAUUUUUGUCAUUUUGACAAAUGGUUUACCGAUCAAAAACUUUACCGAUAUUUCAACUACCGAAUUCGGUUAAAAAAAAUGUAAGUGUGCAAACAUUGACAAGAAAAUUGAUUUGGCCUGAAUCAAACCUGGAUUUUCAGCAUGCUUUCGUCUGACAAGGUUCGAAUCUCGCUCGAAGUCACCUUUUAUUUUUUAAAUUUUAUAAUCAUUAUUUGACAUAACAAUUCUGAAAAGAAAUCUUAUUUUCUUCUAAAAAUGAUUACAAAUUUGUAAAUUUAAUCAUUCGAUCAACAGAACACACUCUGCUUUUCAGUCACAGUCACAAUGAAAACGCACAAUUCUCAUCAUGAAAAAUAUCAUGACAAAAUCAAUAUUGCGUAGAUCCAAACCUAUAAUUUUCACAUGCUUUAAUGACUUGCCUGAAAAACUGCAACGUUCUAUAAAAAGCCCACCUAACAACUCGAUCUCCCACACCCUUCAUCAUCAUGGAGCAGUGGCGGGGUAAGAUUGCAGUGGUGACCGGUUCAAGUUCGGGAAUUGGCGCGGCCAUCGUGGUUGAGCUGGCCAAAUCCGGCCUGGUUGUGGUCGGAUUGGCGCGGAGGGUUGAGAAAACCGAGGCGUUGAAGCAGCACUUGACGCAAAACGUGCGCAAAAAUCUGCACGCCGUAAAGUGUGACGUCAGCAAGGAGGCGGACGUUUUGGGGGCGUUCGAGUGGGUCAACAGCAGCUUGGGUGGGAUCGAUGUGAUGAUCAACAACGCUGGUGUCUUGCGGGAAACCCGUCUUAUCGAUGCGAACAACAGUGUGCCGAUUCGGGAAGUGGUUGAUACGAACAUUUUAGGUCUGGUCUGGUGCACUCGGGAGGCGUACCAAUCGAUGAAAAGGCGGGGUGUUUCGGGACACAUUAUCAACAUAAACAGCAUUGCCGGGCAUCACAUUCCAUUCGUGGGAGAUUUAAUGCAGUCGGUGAACAUCUACGGACCAACGAAGUACGCUGUAACGGCCAUUACUGAAGUUACGAGACAAGAGCUCCUAAGGGAUGAUUCCAAAGUUAAGAUUACGAGCAUCAGCCCAGGUGCUGUUGAUACCGAAAUUUUGGAUUUCGCCAAAUUUAACAUACCCGUUCUGAAAUCGGAGGAUGUGGCCAAAAGUGUGCUGUACGUGCUCUCCACCCCACCACAUGUUCAGGUACAUGAACUGAUGAUAAAGCCUGUUGGAGAACGGUUCUGAAUGCUUGCUCUAUUUUGGGUUUCGUUCACUGCUGAUCUCAACUACCGUAAACUGGAGUGGAUCGGGAGUAAAGUCUGAAUAGAGACAGCAGGUUUAUUUCAACAACAUAAAAUUAAGCUAAUGACAUGAAAUUCAAAUUAUAAACUUGGCAUGAAGGGUCCAGAUUUUCGGUACAAAGAGAAAUUUUAUUUUUUCUUUUUUAUUUGCCAUUUUUGAUUUUUGAUUUUGACUCAACCAUUCAAUAGUUAUAACAAAACAGCAAACAUUCAAAGAAAAAAUCUCUUGCAUAAAGUGUUAUAAUAAAUUUUUUGCCUUCCUCAACUUACUGAGGAAAUGCUAUAAAAUCACUCGAAAAAUGAACUUUUUAAUUAGACCUCUUAAACCUA